ACUAAAGCAAACUUGGUAACACCACGAAAUGGAGAACCUCUUAUUGCUGCUAUUCAGGAUUUCCUCACAGGUGCCUAUCUUCUUACAUUAAAAGAUACAUUUUUUGAUCGAGCCAAAGCCUGUCAAAUUAUUGCUUCUAUAUUGGUUGGCAAGGAUGAAAAGAUUAAAGUUCGUCUUCCACCUCCAGCAAUUCUGAAGCCUGUAACACUCUGGACAGGAAAACAGGUUUUCAGCCUCAUUCUCAAACCCAGUGAUGACUGUCCUGUAAAAGCUAAUCUACGAACCAAGGGCAAACAGUAUUGUGGCAAAGGAGAAGACCUGUGUUACAAUGAUUCUUAUGUCACAAUUCAAAACAGUGAGUUAAUGAGUGGCAGUAUGGACAAAGGAACCUUAGGUUCAGGAUCCAAGAACAACAUCUUCUACAUCUUGCUGAGAGACUGGGGACAGGUAGAAGCUGCGGAUGCCAUGUCGCGACUAGCCAGACUUGCUCCCGUCUAUCUUUCUAAUCGUGGCUUUUCAAUUGGAAUUGGUGAUGUAACCCCUGGGCAGGGCCUGCUAAAAGCUAAGUACGAGCUUCUGAACGCUGGCUAUAAGAAAUGUGAUGAGUAUAUUGAAGCUCUGAACACUGGCAAGCUACAGCAGCAGCCUGGUUGUACUGCAGAAGAGACAUUAGAGGCCUUAAUCCUUAAAGAACUCUCAGUUAUUAGAGAUCACGCUGGCAGUGCUUGUCUCAGAGAACUGGACAAGAGCAACAGUCCCCUUAUCAUGGCUCUCUGUGGUUCUAAAGGCUCCUUCAUUAACAUAUCUCAGAUGAUUGCUUGUGUAGGUCAGCAGGCUAUCAGUGGGUCCCGAGUUCCUGAUGGAUUUGAGAACAGGUCCUUGCCUCACUUUGAGAAGCAUUCUAAGCUGCCAGCAGCAAAAGGCUUUGUUGCUAAUAGCUUCUAUUCUGGGUUGACGCCCACUGAAUUUUUUUUUCAUACAAUGGCUGGUCGAGAAGGUCUGGUUGACACAGCUGUAAAAACAGCCGAAACUGGAUAUAUGCAGAGGCGGCUGGUAAAAUCACUUGAAGAUCUUUGCUCACAGUAUGAUUUGACAGUCAGAAGUUCUACUGGUGACAUUAUACAGUUUAUUUAUGGAGGAGAUGGCUUGGAUCCUGCAGCCAUGGAAGGGAAGGAUGAACCGCUGGAAUUCAAGCGAGUUCUAGACAAUAUCAGAGCUGUGUAUCCAUGCCGAAGUGAACCAGCUCUUAGUAAAAAUGAAUUGGUCUUAACGUCGGAGUCUAUCAUGAAGAAGAAUGAAUUUAUUUGCUGCCAAGACAGUUUUCUGCAGGAAAUUAAAAAAUUCAUCAGAGGUGUUUCUGAGAAGAUAAAAAAAACUAGGGACAAGUAUGGCAUUAAUGACAAUGGCACAACAGAGCCACGAGUUUUGUAUCAGUUGGAUAGGAUUACUCCAACACAACUAGAGAAGUUUCUAGAGACUUGUAGGGACAAAUACAUGAGGGCACAGAUGGAACCUGGUUCUGCAGUAGGAGCUCUUUGUGCACAGAGUAUUGGUGAGCCUGGCACACAGAUGACUCUGAAGACUUUCCAUUUUGCUGGUGUUGCUUCAAUGAACAUUACUUUGGGUGUACCAAGAAUCAAAGAAAUCAUUAAUGCUUCAAAGGCUAUUAGCACCCCUAUUAUAACAGCACAGUUGGACAAAGAUGAUGAUCCUGAUUUUGCCCGUCUGGUUAAAGGAAGAAUUGAGAAAACUUUAUUAGGAGAGAUUUCAGAAUAUAUUGAGGAAGUGUUUCUUCCAGAUGACUGUUUCAUCCUAGUGAAGCUGUCUUUAGAGCGCAUUAGACUACUGAGAUUAGAGGUAAAUGCAGAGACGGUGCGCUACUCUAUUUGCAUAUCUAAACUCAGAGUAAAGCCUGGGGAUGUUGCUGUCCAUGGAGAAGCAGUUGUAUGUGUGACCCCUCGUGAAAACAGCAAGAGUUCAAUGUAUUAUGUAUUGCAGUCCCUGAAGGAGGAACUACCAAAAGUUGUAGUGCAAGGUAUACCAGAGGUUUCACGAGCUGUCAUUCAUAUUGAUGAUCAAAGUGGAAAGGAAAAAUAUAAACUUCUUGUUGAAGGUGAUAACCUGCGAGCUGUUAUGGCUACUCAUGGAGUGAAAGGAACAAAGACAUCCUCUAACAACACUUACGAGGUAGAGAAGACACUAGGAAUUGAAGCUGCUCGGACGACCAUUAUCAAUGAGAUUCAGUAUACAAUGGUGAACCAUGGUAUGAGCAUUGAUAGAAGACAUGUUAUGUUGCUGUCUGAUCUAAUGACUUACAAGGGUGAAGUGCUGGGCAUUACUAGAUUUGGACUGGCAAAAAUGAAGGAAAGUGUGUUGAUGCUGGCUUCUUUUGAAAAGACUGCAGACCAUCUCUUUGAUGCUGCCUACUUUGGACAGAAGGAUUCUGUUUGUGGUGUGUCUGAGUGCAUCAUCAUGGGAAUUCCAAUGAAUAUUGGCACGGGACUUUUUAAACUGUUGCACAAAGCAGACAAAGAAUCAACCCCUCCCAGAAGACCUCUCAUAUUUGAUAAUAAUGAAUUUCAUAUUCCCAUUGUUACAUAGCACUUGGAUGUAAUAGAAG
This is a messenger RNA of Leptosomus discolor (cuckoo roller), 2620 nucleotides long. The record is from RefSeq and is a predicted model, not a curated record. Lineage: Eukaryota; Metazoa; Chordata; Aves; Leptosomiformes; Leptosomidae.